This is a messenger RNA of Daldinia caldariorum, 1092 nucleotides long. Its product is annotated as eukaryotic translation initiation factor 3 subunit 3. Bases 1 to 1092 code for a protein of 363 amino acids. Gene Ontology annotation, cellular component: eukaryotic translation initiation factor 3 complex; cytoplasm; cytosol. NCBI's taxonomy places the organism in Eukaryota, Fungi, Ascomycota, Sordariomycetes, Xylariales, Hypoxylaceae. The transcript is spliced from 3 exons. Gene Ontology annotation, molecular function: protein binding; metallopeptidase activity; translation initiation factor activity. The record is from RefSeq and is a predicted model, not a curated record.
AUGGCCGACUCCCAAAAGGAUGCGCCGUUCAAGACGGUUCAGGUUGAGUCGUUGGUUGUUAUGAAGAUAGUUAAGCACUGCUCAAACAGCUUCCCUACGACCGCUACGGGCUCCAUCGUUGGUAUGGACAAGGAUGGCGUCCUCGAAAUCACCAAUACUUUCCCGUUUCCUACGGUUGAUUUAGCGAACGUCGAAGGUGGCCACCAAAACGAUGCAUCUGCUCUUGCCGCUGCCGCACCGCGCGCCAAAGCCAACAUCAUUUACCAGAAUGAUAUGAUUCGUCAUCUCAAAGAGGUCAACGUUGACGCCAACAAUGUGGGCUGGUACACGAGUGCUACUAUGGGUAACUUCGUCACCUCUAGCUUCAUCGAGAAUCAGUACCACUAUCAACGCGAGAACGAAAAGACCGUGGCUCUCGUCCACGAUGUCAGCCGUAGUUCGCAGGGUGCGCUCAGCCUUCGUGCAUUCAAGUUAACCCCCAACUUCAUGGCCGCUUUCAAGGAAGGAAAAUUCACAACCGAAAGCCUGCAAAAGUCGAAACUAUCCUUCAAGGAUAUCCUCAUUGAAUACCCUAUCCACAUUCACAACUCGCAUCUCCUCACUUCCUACCUUCACCAGCUACCCGCCCCCGCCCCCGCUCCCGAAACUGAAGUGUCCCUGCCGACAUCUCUUUCCGAUCUGCAAGGCGACUCUGUUAAGCUGCCUCUUCACCCGUCGGCAGAUAAUCUCGACCUUUCCAUAGAUCCAUUCCUUGAGAAGACGUGCGAUCUUCUACUCGACAGCAUCGAGUCUCACUACACCGAGUUAAACAACCACCAGUACUACCAGAGGCAACUUGCUCGCGAGCAAGCCAAGAUCACGGCAUGGCAGACGAAGCGAAAGGCGGAGAAUGCGGCGCGUGUUGCGGCUAAGCAGCAGCCUCUUCCGGAAGAUGAGUGGCAGCGAAUCUUCAAGCUUCCUCAGGAGCCCAGCCGGUUGGAAGGCAUGUUAAAUGCCAAGCAGGUCGAGCAGUACAGCAAGCAAAUAGACGGGUUCACAGCCAAUGUCAGCGCCAAGAUGUUCGCUGUUAGGGGAAAUCUUCUUCCUGAGUAA